Astrephomene gubernaculifera is the source of this 4157-nucleotide messenger RNA. NCBI's taxonomy places the organism in Eukaryota, Viridiplantae, Chlorophyta, Chlorophyceae, Chlamydomonadales, Astrephomenaceae. The record is from the annotation of a GenBank genome assembly.
GUUCAAGUCACCGGCUUAGAAACGUCUUCGUUGUAUUAGGCGAAUAUGCUAUAACUCUCCCGCGUGUGUACGUUGUCAGGGCUUGUCUACGGACGUUUACUUGAACCUGUUAUGCAAAACAUGUACAAUGUCAGGAAAGCAAAGGCAGGCAGUGAAAGUAAAGAAGGUUGACAAGAGGGAGGAGCGGCGUGAAAAUUUGGUAGAGGAGCCUAUUGACGAAGAUGCACAUCCAUGGAAGAAUGUGGUUCGGCCUAUCAGCUCCCAGCCGCCCAAGGACAACAACUUCACCCUGGAUGAUGAAGUGGCAUCGGCUGCGAUCGAGAAUUUGUUGUCCUCUUUCACUGUCUCGGACCCUAAUGAGGAGGGCAACCCUCUUUGCUAUGUCAGUCCCGGGUUCUUGUCGAUGACUGGAUACAGCGAGCAGGAGUGCUUGGGGCGGAACUGCAGCUUCUUACAGUCUGGCAAAUGCGAUCCUGCUGCGCUCCAAGCGCUGCGCGCCAGCGUCGCCGAACGGCGGUUCACGGCCACCGAGCUCACCAACUUCCGCAAAGACGGGCGCCCCUUCCAGAAUUAUCUCAGUCUGUCGCCGGUACUAAGCAGCGACGGCAGCACGCUGCUGCACAUGGUGGGCGUGCAGUGCGACGUAGACGAGCGGCGGCGGCGCGGUGAGGUGGUGGACGAGGCCUUCUACUCCAAAUGGCAGGAGCAGCUCAAACACUGCCUCACCGCGUUCGCCCUUGUCGACGUGAGCUCAGCCGGGCCGGGCGGCAGCACCGCUGCAGCCACGCCCACCACUCCCACAGCAGCAACGGGCGGGGGCGCUGCAGCUCGCAGCGGCUUGGCCUCCGCGGGCUCGAACGCGGGCGUGGGAGCCGCCGGCAGCGCUGGAGGCGCAGGCGGUAAUGCCAGCCAGGGCUCAGCCCCAUCCCCCCCCACAGCGGGUGCGGUGUGCGCCGUGUCGCCCGGCUUUACCGCUCUGACGGGGUACAGCCAGUCGGACGUGCUUGGCUGGAACAUACUGAGUCUGUGCGGCCCGGACUCCUCAGAGCGCGACAUGCGCAAGCUGCUGACCUCGCAGUGGUCGCACACGCCCACAGCGGUGAAGCUGCUGUGCUAUAAGCGCGACGGAACACCCUUCUGGGCCUACGUUCUCAGCUGCCCGCUGGUGACCAACGGGCCCGCGGGCGGGGCAGCAGCAGGCGGCGGGUUCGGGCAGGGUAGCUCAGCGAGCCGCAUGAGCAUGGGUCCCAUGGGGCCCACCACCUCAGGGCGACAGGCGCAGGGGGGCAAUGGUGGGAGGGCGUGCGGGCUAGGGCUGGGUUUCGGAGGCCUGAUUGGUGCUGCGGCUGCUGCAGGCGGCGGCAGCGGAAGCUUGUCUUCUUCCACCGUGGGGUUGCCUCAAAGCGGCUUAGCCAGUGCUGCGUCCGGCAGCCUCGGAUCCGUUGGGCUGCCCUCCGUCAAGUACUGCCUGUGCUGCGUGGUGGACAUCACAGCGCAGCGGCUGAAAAAGGUUGUGGGCGGCAAGUACGUGCUAGGCAAGACCAUUGGCGCAGGGGCGUUCGGCCUGGUGCGCAUCGGCAAGAACAUCAUGACAGAUGAGCUGGUCGCAAUCAAGAGUGUGGACGCCAGCCGCUUCCGCAGCAUUGCCGAGAUUGACCAGAUCCAGGAGGAGAUGUCGGUGCUGUCGUCGCUCAAGCACCCCAACAUUAUCCGCCUCUUCGACGUGCACUUCCAGAACAACACGUUUUUCCUGGUCAUGGAGUUUGCGGGCGGCGGCUCGCUGGUGCACUUCAUGCGCACCCACGGUGACCCUGUGCGGCACUGCCUGGAUGAGGCCACGGCGGGCCGCGUGUUCACACAGAUGGUCUCCGCGCUCGACUACUGCCACAGGCGGCGGGUGAUCCACCGGGAUCUGAAGCCGGAGAACAUCUUAAUGGACGAAAACAACAACCUUAAAAUCGCGGACUUUGGGCUCGCGGCCGUCGCAGCUCCGUUCAGUGGGGGACUGACCCUUCAGUGUGGCACGCCGGAGUUCACUGCCCCCGAAAUCACCAUCGGUCGUGAGUAUGACGGUUGCAGUGUGGACAUCUGGAGCAUGGGCGUCAUCCUGUACGAGGCGCUCAGCGGCAAUCUGCCCUUCAAGGGAACCACCCAGGCGACACUGUUCAAAGCCAUCCAGAGGGGCGUGUUCGACCCGCUGCCCACCCACGUGAGCGCCGAGUGCAAAGACUUGGUGCGGCGCAUGCUGGUGGUGGACCCCUCCUCGCGCAUAUCCAUGGAUGAGAUACUGCGACACCCCUGGGUGGUCAAGGCGGCGGCAGCGGGCGGCAGGCAUUCGGGCACGGCCGCCGGUGCGCUGCCGAGCACCGCCUCGUGCGAGGGGUCUGGGAGCCCAGACGCCUUCCGGGUGACAUCGCCGGUGGCAGGCUCAGGCGCCCGGGCCUCCAACACAGGCUUCGGCGGGGCUGGCGGCGGGCCGGACGAUGGCCCGGGCGGGUGGGGCGCCGCGUCCAGCCCUACGCAGCGCGGCAGCGACGGCUCUGACCCGCUGCUGUCGUCCGCCGCGCCGCUGGGCUACCUCUCGCAGUCCCGACCCGCCAGCAGCGGCACGGCAUUGGGCGGCGGCGCGGGGCAGGGGCCCGGCCCACCCUCACCCUCGGCGGCGGGGGCGGUCCUGCCGGGGCUGGGACACGCCAACAGCACGGGUCCAGGUGGCUUGCACGACUCGGUGAAGCUUGUAAUUCCCUCAGGCGCCGAUCGAGACGACCCUGUGCUGGCCGCCAUCCUGCGCAGCAGCCACGCACAUGCCGACAGCGGCUCGCAGGGGCAGUCUCCCUCCCGCUCCGCCGCUGACGAUGGCGAGGAGGGCGACCUGCGCGUGCAGUCCAGCACCAUUUCCUACAACCCGGCUGGCCUGGCGGGGGGCAUGGGGUCGGGAGGUGCCGGGGUGUCACGCCGCGACACGAUGGCCUCCGCCUGCUCCUCGCGCAUGGGGGUGGCCAGCCGCAGCAUGGGCGGGGUGCAGCCCGGAGUUGGGGGCAAUCUGCCGGGGCACGGGCAGGCGGGUAGCGGCAAGGCGCGAGGCGGCGCCCUGCUGCCCACCCUGGGGGCCGCCAGCAGCCCGGGACUCAAUGCGGUGUUGGACAGGAGGAUGCAAGACCCCUCUCGCUUCCGCUCGCCUGCGCGGGUUCAGGGAGGGGCAGCCGGGCCGGCGGGUCGCGGCGGCAUGCCCGGUGCGCGGGGCCAGCAGGGCUCUCAGCAGGGGGCGCAGCCGCCCCAGGGCCAUGCCUCAACAGACGGCGUCAACCGACAGCUGCCGCCCAUUCAGCAGGCCGGCCGGCCCAUCGGCAAGAAGUCCAGCUGGAUGAUCGGGCCGUGAGGGGCGCGGUGAGGGUGAAGUGCAGCAUGGAGUGCAGCGGCUCGGGGUGCAGCGGCGUCGGGGCCCGAUCCUGACGGGUUGCAGCUGUGGGAAUGCCCCCACCAGGCAGAGGCUUGUCUGUGAGCUGCCUGCCGUACCGAGGCUUGCCUUUGGCCGACAGCCCGGAGUACCGCUCCUGAUGAGCAAAUCCACGAGCGUUCUUUGGCGUACGUAAGGAUGUGAAUUGGUUGGCGCGCGCGCUGAUUGACGACUUUCCAACAUUGAGUGGGCAUGGACAGGUUACGGACUUGACACCAAGACCAGUGAGCCCACCACCGCGAUUGCUAUUGUGUGCAUGGAGGUUGGUAAACAUGUUCUCGAGUGAUUGUCGAGGGGGUGACGAACCCUGAACUUCAAACUAUCGUUGACGAGUUUCCAUAGUAUACUAUUACCAGGCUGCACGAAGGGGUGGGGUGGGAGAGGAGUGCGCCAAAAGCGUCUUGCUUGUCUAUUUCAUCGUCAUCUGCUUGCUGUGCCUGCAGACGGAUCGGUUUCCUUUGCAUAUGGUAGGCGCUUUCCUGUCAACGCACAGCCAUUUAUGUUCAGUGACUUUCGGACGUUGAUGCGCCGUGUAUGUUGGCUUUCUCCGGCCUUCAGCCUCUGAGGGAGGUAGAGACUAACGAACCAUGUGACAAGGCUCCACCAUGGUGUGCCUCUGGGGGAUGGGCCCAGAGUGCUUAGAUCCUGGGCAUGGCCUCCCUGGCCCCUUCAAAUAUUCCUUAAACGUUAAUACUGGGAA